Molecule: messenger RNA, 519 nt
Organism: Dentiscutata erythropus
Lineage: Eukaryota; Fungi; Glomeromycota; Glomeromycetes; Diversisporales; Gigasporaceae
Source: the annotation of a GenBank genome assembly
AUGUGCAAAAUUGAAAAUAUAGUUGAAUUAUUAGCAGAACUUAAUGUCAUUCAUGAACUUGAAUCCAAGACUUUUCUUUCUUUAAAAGAAUUAAUUACACCCAAGAAGAAAAAAACUAAGUCCAAUCUGCCAAGAGUACAAAAUAGUUUUAUGAUUUUUCGUAAAGAUUUUGCUGCUUAUUGGUUUUCUUUAACGAAAAAAAAUGACUUAAAAGAAGUUUCACAGUUCGCUAGUGAUUUAUGGAAUGGAAAUCUUUAUAAUUUCAAGUUAUGGAAUAAUAUUAACAUUGUUGAAAGAAAAAAUAUUUAUUAUAAAAUAUCUUCAAUUGCAGAAAUGGUCUACAAAAAAUUGUACCCAGAUUACAAAUAUUGUCCUAAAAGAAAAAAAAUAUCACAUAACGAAUAUAUACAUUAUGGUCAUGUUCCUCAACAACUUGAAAUUAAUGGUGCAAAUUCAUAUUAUAAACCUUACAACUUUAUUCAACAACUUAAUAUAAAUUUAAAAAAUAUUAUGAAUUAA